Microthlaspi erraticum is the source of this 1218-nucleotide messenger RNA. The record is from the annotation of a GenBank genome assembly. Lineage: Eukaryota; Viridiplantae; Streptophyta; Magnoliopsida; Brassicales; Brassicaceae.
AUGGACUCCGUCUUCUCAAAAGUCGUUCGUGCUCCCGAAGAUCCUAUUCUCGGUGUAACUGUUGCGUAUAACAAUGAUCCAAGUCCAGCGAAGAUCAAUUUGGGUGUUGGUGCCUAUCGAACUGAGGAAGGGAAGCCUCUCGUUCUCGACGUGGUGCGAAGGGCAGAGCAACAGCUUGUGAACGAUCCGUCCCGGAUCAAGGAAUACAUUCCCAUUGUUGGAAUUGCUGAUUUUAACAAACUAAGUGCCAAGCUCAUCUUAGGAGCUGACAGUCCUGCAAUCAAAGAGAAUAGAGUUACUACGACCCAGUGCUUGUCUGGUACUGGUUCGUUGAGAGUUGGGGCAGAGUUUCUGAAAUUACACUACCACCAAAGUGUCAUUUUCAUUCCAAAACCAACUUGGGGAAACCAUCCCAAAAUUUUCAACCUGGCAGGCUUGUCUGUGGAGUACUACCGUUACUAUGACCCUGCAACCCGUGGACUUGACUUCCAAGGCUUGCUCGAGGAUCUUGGUGCUGCACCAUCUGGAGCUAUAGUCUUGCUUCAUGCAUGUGCACACAAUCCCACUGGAGUUGACCCAACCCCCGAACAGUGGGAACAGAUUCGACAACUCAUGAGAUCUAAAAGCUUAUUACCCUUCUUUGAUAGUGCAUAUCAGGGUUUUGCUAGUGGUAGCCUUGACACAGAUGCACAGUCAGUCCGUACAUUUGUUGCUGAUGGCGGUGAAUGCUUGAUAGCUCAGAGUUAUGCCAAAAACAUGGGACUUUAUGGGGAGCGUGUUGGUGCCCUUAGCAUUGUGUGCAAGUCGGCAGAUGUGGCUAGUAAGGUUGAGAGCCAGGUGAAACUUGUUGUGCGACCCAUGUAUUCGAGCCCACCUAUUCAUGGAGCAUCAAUUGUUGCCACCAUUCUCAAAAGCAGUGAUAUGUACAACGACUGGACCAUCGAGCUGAAAGGAAUGGCUGACCGUAUAAUCAGCAUGCGCAAACAGUUAUUUGAAGCUCUGAAAACUAAAGGCACACCUGGUGACUGGAGUCACAUCAUCAAACAGAUUGGGAUGUUUACUUUUACCGGAUUGAACAAGGAGCAAGUCGCCUUCAUGACCAAAGAGUUUCACGUUUACAUGACAUCUGAUGGGAGGAUAAGCAUGGCAGGUCUAAGUUCGAAGACAGUGCCUCACCUCGUUGAAGCCAUACAUGCUGCAGUUACCCAAGUCGUCUAA